Moesziomyces antarcticus is the source of this 1938-nucleotide messenger RNA. RefSeq names its product nucleus protein. Bases 1 to 1938 code for a protein of 645 amino acids. The record is from RefSeq and is a predicted model, not a curated record. Gene Ontology annotation, molecular function: protein-folding chaperone binding. NCBI's taxonomy places the organism in Eukaryota, Fungi, Basidiomycota, Ustilaginomycetes, Ustilaginales, Ustilaginaceae. The transcript has 4 exons. Gene Ontology annotation, cellular component: nucleus.
AUGUCGUCGCAGACCGAGUGGCCGCAGUCGCUCAAGGACUUUGCCAACCGCGCAUUUGCGGCGUGCAACGAUGCCAACCGCAAGGCGGUGUCGGACGAGCUGCGUGCGCUCAUCUUUGACUCGUUCCAGAACGGGACGAUCCACACGACCGACUGGGCGAAUGCAUCGCUCAAGUCUCUGGCUGGUCCGUCAUCGGUGCCGAAAAAGUCGCUCAAGAAGAGGGUGGCACCGCCAUCCACGCCAGCUGCACUGGCGGAUCCAGACGAGCAGGCACGCAAGGAGAAGCGCGCCAGACGAUUCGAACGCGAACAGGCGCAGUUUCAGCACGAGGAGAAUGAAGCGAAUCUGGAGUCGACCAGCUUGGCUUCGCGAUUCGGCUCGUCGCAGAAUGGAUUCGCCAAGCAUGGGGUGGAUGUGGAUGUGGCCGAUCCCAACGUGAUUGAUUGGGACGAGCAUACGGUGGUCGGCACAAGCACCAAGCUCGAAAAGUCGUACCUGCGAUUAACGUCGGCGCCGGAUCCAAAGACGGUGAGGCCGCUCUCGACGCUCGUGCAGACGCUCGAGCUGCUCAAGAAAAAAUGGCGCACCGAGAACAACUACGGCUACAUUUGCGACCAGUUCAAGUCGGUGCGGCAGGAUCUGACGGUGCAGCGCAUCAAGAACGAGUUUACCGUCAAGGUGUACGAGAUCCAUGCGCGCAUUGCGCUCGAAAUGGCCGAUCUGGGCGAGUACAACCAGUGCCAAUCCCAACUUCGCGGUCUCUAUGCCCACGGCAUCCGGGGUAGCGCCAUGGAGUUUUUGGCGUAUCGCAUUCUGUACCUCCUCCACACCAAGAAUCGAAGAGAGGAGCACAAGGAGGAGGUGGCGGUGAAGCAUGCACUGGAUGUACGCAAGGCGCUGGUAACGGGCAACUACCAUGCGUUUUUCAAGCUGUAUGCGGAUGCGCCCAACAUGAAUGCCUAUGUGAUGGACCACUUUGUGGAGCGCGAACGCAUCAAUGCGCUCCUCGUCAUGUCCAAAUGUUAUCGACCCGGAGUGGCGCUUUCGUUCAUCGCGGACGAACUGGCGUUCCAGGACGUGGUGGAAGCAGACGCCUUUCUCGCCGCCAACAAUGCGGCCGUCUACAUCGAGCCUACCCCGGCAGAAAUCGCUGCCCUCGCACCUGCGGGUAGGAAGAAAAAGGCGAGGCCGGCAGUGCCCUUGGACAAGCGACAGUGGGACGCAAAGGCCGCCAUGCAACCGCUGGCCGAUGCCAUUGUCAAGUUCCGCAAAGUCGACUGGAAUCGGUUCGCUGCAGGCAACUCUGCCCCUGGCUCUUCGGACGUCAUCCGUCGCAUCGAAGUGAUCUGGGGCCGCGAACGUCUCCAAAUCGUGCUUCCCCGCACGAGCGAACCCGUGACGCUGGGUCACUUGCGUCAAGAGAUCGCGUCGAUCACAGCGCUCCCCUAUGAAAAGAUCAAGCUCAUCCACCGUGGUCUCAUCCUGCGCGACGACCGUCUGCCUCUUACCGCCUACGGACUCGUCGAAGGCUCGCGCAUCGGCCUCGUCGGAAGCAGGGAAGGUGAUCGUCCCGGCGCAAAGACCUCGCAGCUCUCAGUGGGCGAGCAAAAAGCACGCGAGAAGAAGGCCAAGGAACAGGAUACCAGCGAGCAAGGCCUCAUGAACCGCAUCACCGAAGCCCUCGACUCCGCCAAACUACUCUUUCCCGAAGUGGAAGAGGUAGAGGCCAAGGUGGAAAAGGGAGAGGCGGAAGGUGUGGAGGAGACGCAUAGGAGGGUGUCGGAACUGUUGUUGAGACAGUUGCUCGCGCUGGAUUCGGUGGGUGUGAAUAGCGAUACGACCAGGCAGGCGAGGAAGGUGGCGGUCAAGCAGGUCCAACACCAUCUGGAUCGUCUCGAUGCUGCGUGGUCCAAGUUCAAGGCCAAGUCGUCGUUGUAG